This is a messenger RNA of Clarias gariepinus (North African catfish), 2437 nucleotides long. RefSeq names its product afadin- and alpha-actinin-binding protein-like. Bases 177 to 1559 code for a protein of 460 amino acids. The record is from RefSeq and is a predicted model, not a curated record. NCBI's taxonomy places the organism in Eukaryota, Metazoa, Chordata, Actinopteri, Siluriformes, Clariidae. The transcript has 12 exons.
GUUGCAGUGCGACUGCGCGUGCACGCAGCGGUGAUUUAACGCACUGUUUUGUUUUGUUUUUUUCUUCUUACUCCCGCGGACUGCAUGCGGAGGACGUGAUCUGCUCCCGCCUGUGUGAUCAGCCUGCUCUUCCUCUCCGGCGCUGGGGAAAAACAACAAAAGACUUAAAUCACAUCAUGCCUCCCUCAAGGCCAUACACCCACUCCAUUAGGCCACCUCUGCCUUUUCGAGCUUAUAAUGGUUCCAGUGUCUUCUGUACUGGGGAAAAUGUCACAGAGUGCAUGGAGUACAUCAGUAAUGCGCUGUCGUCUCUGGGUUUGCCAUCAACUCAAAUAGACUCCAAUAGAAAUCAAGAACUUGAUCUUAUUUUGAUCCUAAAUAACAUGUAUGAUCUGCUACAGCUCCAUCAGUUUGCAAUGGGAGGUGUGGAGGAACAGGAAGUCGUGCAACUCAAGGACCAGCUCGAGCUUUCCAAUAAGGACAAUGACAAAUUACGUAAACGGGAACAGCACUUAGAAGCUAACAUAAAGUCUUUGCAAAGAUGCUUGAGAAGUGAAAAAGAGGAGGUUCAAAAGCUUCAGAACAUCAUCGCAAGCCGAGCCACGCAGUACAACCACAGCAUGAAGAGGAAAGAGAGAGAGUUCAGCAGGCUUAAAGAGCACCUCAGUCAGUUACUCACUGACAAGAAGGAUCCAAAACAGAGGAUGGAGGUUUUGAAUUAUGUUGAGAGGUCUGAUGGCAGGAGAGGUCCACGGAAAACUGGAAGAACAGAUUCAAGACAUGAAACUGAAAUGUGCAGGACUCUUCUGAACGAGUUUGACAAACGCCAAAGGGACCUAAUGAUGGAAAAUUACGAGCUGAAAAAAGUGCUCCAGCAAAUGAAACAGGAAAUGGUGCUGAUAUUAAGUUCAAGGAACCACGUCCAAAGACAGGAGCAAUGCACUGAGUUCACAGAUCAGCAUAUAGCUGAUGAAGAGGAGACAUCUUUUAAGGGGACUUUGGAUAUGUCAUGUGAACACGCUCGAGAGAAGCUUACCAACAGCAUUCGGCAGCAGUGGAGAAAAGUCAAAGAUCAUAUGGAAAGCCUUGACAACAAAGCGGUGGUGUUGCAGUUGGGAAAGGGGGUCAACGACGAGAUGAUCUCAAAGCAUGUCCAUCAGGAAGAAACCGAGAGACUCAAAAUGGAGAUCCAGCAAUGCAUGGACUUUAUUCAGACUCAGCAGCAGCUCUUGCAGCAACAGCUUAACACUCCGUGUGAUGAGGAGACUGCAGCAGUCCUGAAUGACUGCUACAUGUUAGAAGAGAAAGAGCGCCUAAAAGAGGAAUGGAGAACUUUUGAGGAGCAGAGGAAGACCUUUGAAAUGGAGAGGAGGAGCUUUACAGAGGCAGCCAUUCGAUUGGGGAAUGAGAGGAAGAUAUUUGAGGAAGAUCGCGCCACCUGGCUGAAACACCAGUUUUUGAACAUGACAUUCACCGAGCAGAUGAGGACACACAAUGUCAUAUCAGAAUAUUCUGGUCAAGAACAGAAACAUAUUUCAGCUCCGAAAACACCCCUCUAGCCACCGUGAGUCAAGCAUGCAGUGGUGAUUAUUGUAUGUCUGUAUUUUUCGAAGACCACUGAACCGAGAGAGCAUCAGAACGACGCUACGAAGGCGACAUCCAGGCCAUCAUGUGAAAUGUGAUCGUUUUCGUAGUAGCUCACUGAUCCAUGCUUACGUUUGGUAUACAGUGUCCUGCUUCGCUCUGACUUGGUCUGAUAAUGCGGUAUUUGAUGCAGAACCAUAGGUUUGCUUACUGUUUUACAUAAUAGAAGAAAUACAGAUACCACUAAAGUGCUUCAGUCAUAUCGUACAAUGUGUGCAUUUAAUGCUUAAUCCUUAAGCCUUUGUGGUUUAAAGACUCUUUAUGGGCAAGAAACUGCCAUCUACUGUAUUAAAAUUAAGAGAGACACACCUCUGUAACCAUACAGUGUAUCACUUAACAUCUUCCUGUUGUAUGAUUUGCAUAGAUAUUUAUGGAUUUACGGAUGUAAGUUUCGAAUUAACUUGUUUAUUUAAGAUUUAAUCUAAUUAAUAGUUUGUCGUGUUUAAGGUGUUGUUUGGUGUUUGUAGUUGUAGUUACUGUAGGAGUGGGAAUCACCAAGGGCCACCCAAUGCGAUAUUAUCACCAUACCUCAGCAUCAAUUCGAUUUGUUUACAGGAUCAUAAAGAAAAAAGCAACUUUUUACCACUUCAAAUACAAACACACAGCAUAUUAAUAAAAAAAUUGUUUAAAAAAAAAAGUGAUACAUGAAUUGCUACACAAAAGAAUUGUGAUACGUAACUGAAUCUAUUUUUGCCCGUCUCAAAUACUUAUUCUAUUAAUUUAGUGUAUUUCACUGAGAUUAAGUUCCUUGAAAUGUCUACAGCCCAGUUGAUGUGAAGAAGUUUAAUCAAUA